Molecule: messenger RNA, 1184 nt
Organism: Vespula vulgaris
Lineage: Eukaryota; Metazoa; Arthropoda; Insecta; Hymenoptera; Vespidae
Product: pyruvate dehydrogenase E1 component subunit beta, mitochondrial-like
Exons: 1
Coding region: 48-1133 (361 amino acids)
Biological process (GO): pyruvate decarboxylation to acetyl-CoA
Molecular function (GO): pyruvate dehydrogenase (acetyl-transferring) activity
Source: RefSeq, a predicted model, not a curated record
GAUUUCCUAAUUCUGGAAUAAAGAUUUAUGCAUAUAAAUUAUUAAAUAUGUCUACAAUGUUAACCAUUUAUUUUUUGAGACGACCAUUACUAUCUGUGACAUCAUAUUUCUUACAAAAAGGAUCUUCUAGAUCUGCUACUAAAAUGAGUGUAAGAGAUGCAAUAAAUACGUCUCUUGAUGAAGAAUUAGCACGAGAUGAGAAAGUAUUUAUUAUUGGAGAAGAAGUUGCAGAAUUUGAUGGAGCAUAUAAAGUAACUAGAGGGCUUUGGAAAAAAUAUGGAGAUAAGAGAUUGAUUGAUACACCAAUAUCUGAGGCAGGUUUCUGUGGUAUAGCUGUUGGAGCUGCAAUAGCAGGAUUGAAACCAAUUUGUGAAUUUAUGACAUUCAAUUUUUCAAUGCAAGCUAUUGAUCGAAUAAUAAAUGGAGCUGCUAAAUAUUGUUAUAUGACUGCAGGAAGAUAUCCUGUACCUAUAGUAUUUCGUGGUCCAAAUGGUUGUGCUAAAGGACUGGCAGCUCAGCAUUCACAGUGUUUUGCAGCUUGGUAUAUGAGUGUUCCUGGCUUAAAAGUUAUGUCUCCUACAAGUUCUGAAGAUCAUAGAGGUAGUUUAAAAGCUGCUAUAAGGGAUCCUGAUCCUGUCUUAAUCUUGGAAAGUGAAGUUCUCUAUAAUUUUGAAUUUCCUCUAUCUGAUCAAGCUUUGGACAAAGAUUUUGUUAUACCUAUUGGUAAAGCAAAAAUUGAAAAAUCUGGGAAGCAUAUUACAUUAAUUACUCAUGGUCAAGCAACAGUAUAUACUAUACAAGCAGCUGAAAUUUUAGCAGGACAGGGAAUUGAUGCUGAAGUUAUCAAUCUACGUUCUCUCAGACCUCUUGAUUGGGAUAUGAUUUUUAAAUCAAUCAGUAAAACACAUAGAUUAAUGACAGUUGAAUUAGGUUGGCCUAUGUGUGGAGUAGGUUCUGAGAUUGUUGCAAAUGUAAUGGAAAAUCCUGUUUUCUUUGAACUAGAUGCACCAGCAGUUCGUUGUACUGGUAUUGAUGUUCCAAUGCCUUAUUCAGAACCAAUUGAAUAUGAAUGUACUCCAAAAGAUCAUCAUAUAGCUGAAUUUGCUAAGAAAGUUUGUGGACUGAAAAUUUGAGUAUUUUUAUAUGUAAAGUUAUACUUACUAAAGUAUCUAUCGACUUUCUCU